AUGAGACCCGGGCUGUGUCCGAAGCAUGGACGCAUCUGUCAUUGUGAUGGGACCUGGCGUCUUGUGAUCAUUACAGUUUAUUAUCUGGUGCUGAGUGUACCGUUGUCGUGUGCGGCCUUUCGUGUGUGGGGUCGGGGGCAGGUUCCAGCUUCCGGGCACCUGUCACUGCGAUCACCACAGCGCUCACGCCUUUGCAACGCAACUCCAACAUGGUCAGUCGUUCCCGAUGGCAAGGCUCGCAAGGAACGCCGCUGGCGUUUUAAGCCACUUUCCAGGCUUACUGAACCAGAACGAGGCAGUUCAACUUGCCCAUCACGCAGGGUUCUUUGUGCGUCACCCGACUGCCAGACCUCCACUGUACCUCCUGCACGCGAAGGCAACGCCACCGAGAAUUUGAAACCGGACCAGUACCGACCGUCCGAGGGAGAGGUCGUGCUCGUUCAGAUCCAGUUUAUUGUUGACACAGGAGAAGGUUUUGGCUCAAUUCGCCACGUCGGUAACAGGUGCAAAAACUCGAGUUGCAGGCAGCCUCUCAAUAAAGAAGAUUUUGACUCGCCGUCAACAAGCCCUCCGAGGAGUGGUCCGAAGUCAGCGAACUUGGCAGCGACCUUUGCUAGUGCUGAACCCCUGGAAGAGCCCCCCACAUCGACUGGGGCUGAUCCUGUCGAUAUCCGAAAGGGUCUUCUCCACUUGUGCGGAGAGCAUCGGUGGCCGGUUUUUGUUCCCUUCUCAAUCCCUGGCGAAUACGUCUGGGUGCGCGUCCACAAGACGCUUGCGCACCACAGCAUUGGCUUCAUCGUCGCUUACGUGAACGCGCCUUCUUCCCACCGGCUGACAUCUCCGUGUCCCUACUUUGGAGUGUGUAGUGGAUGCCAGUAUCAGCAUAUGCCUCUUUCAAUGCAGCAUGAGGUAAAACGGGGGCAUGUUCGCGGUGUCCUCAGCCGCCUAGCCGGUUUGCCUGAAAGUGUACCCGUAAAUGCGGUUCUGUCUAACAACGAGGGCGGAGGAUACCACUACCGAUCGAAGAUUACCCCGCAUUACACGUUUCACCGCGAGGGCAGCAUUCCGUCGGUGGGCUACAACGACGUGCGGUCUCCGAGACGAGUUCUCGAAAUCGAGUCGUGUAAACUGGCCUUGCGGUCGAUCAACGAAAAGCUUGUGGAGGUCCGCAAGCAGGUGGCUGAACAAGCUCAAACUGUGACUCCCGGGACAACAAAAUCGCGGAGGAAAGGCGCGACUCUUUUGUUGCGUGAUACUGCCACCGGGAUCGAUGACCUGCACUGCUGGUAUAGGGCAGGAGACUUCUUCCAAGUCAACCGUCGUGUUCUGCCUCUACUGGCAACACUGCGGUACAUCUUUGAUGCGUGUUCCCCUUCGCCCCUCCAGGUUGCCCACGUCAGGGAACAACUCCGCGAUUUGGAUGUCUCGACACGUCCUCGUCUCCGUCGUCGCCUCCUGGACUGUUACUGCGGCGUCGGACUUUUCGCCUUGGCGUGCCACGACGAAUUCGACGAAGUUGUGGGUUUCGACGUGAGCCCAUCAAGCAUAGAACUGGCAAAACAUAAUGCGCAGUUCAACUCCAAGUGGAGGGCGCGUUUCGAGGUCAGCGACGCGAAGACUUUUUUCGAGUCCUUUGGCGCAAGGCACUCGUCAGCAAGUAGCCGUUUAUUUGUUGUUCUUGACCCUCCAAGAAAAGGUUGUGACGCGGAGUUCCUCCAGAGCUUGCUCAAGCUAAAACCCGAACGAAUCGUCUACAUAUCUUGCCACCCCGCGACGCAGGCGAGAGACCUGAAAGCUUUUCUGUCCCUCUACGCCGUCAAAAACGUUCAGCCUUUCGACAUGUUUCCUCACUCACGACACAUUGAAUGCGUCAUCACCUUGGAGCGCACUGCCAGUGAACAAGCCCACGGCUGGCCACUUCCAUCUACAAAGUUGGGCAAGGCGGGAAACGCAGGAGGCUUCCCUGGCAAGACGGGUAAAGGGCCCAUGCGCACAUGA
Messenger RNA from Neospora caninum, 1998 nucleotides. Its product is annotated as Methyltransferase, related. NCBI's taxonomy places the organism in Eukaryota, Apicomplexa, Conoidasida, Eucoccidiorida, Sarcocystidae. The record is from RefSeq and is a predicted model, not a curated record. Gene Ontology annotation, molecular function: tRNA (uracil(54)-C5)-methyltransferase activity, S-adenosyl methionine-dependent. The transcript has 9 exons. Gene Ontology annotation, biological process: tRNA processing. Bases 1 to 1998 code for a protein of 665 amino acids.